GUUGCAUUUGUAAUGUCGGAUAGUUAGGGCUCCAAAAAGUGUCCGCUCCGAACGCCGUCCCCGGAUUUGUAAUCUAGCCACCUUGGCGAGCAUAAAAGAAGCUAUCGACAACAUCACUUAGAUACUUUUCAAGCUUUCUAGUCUCACUAUUGCGAUAAAAUGCCACGUCUCGCCCCCUACCUUGAACAGCAUAAGGAUUAUCAGGGUCCAGGAGAUGCCCGCCCGACAGCUAUUCAGAUUGUAGAAGAUCAGGGUCUUGUCUCGAGCCCCUCGUGGAUUGGUAGAGUUGUUCUCGUCACAGGCUGCUCGCCUGGUGGACUUGGACCCGAGACGGCAAAGGCUAUUCACCUAACGGGAGCUGACGUCUACAUAACUGUUCGAGAUGUGACCAAGGGCAAGCAAAUUGCUGAAGAGAUUUUGGCCGAUGGCAAGCCUGGAAAGGUUGGCGUCAUUGAAAUGGACUUGGCUUCAUUGAAAAGUAUUCGAGCCGGAGCAGAAGAAUUUCUUCGUAAGAGCGACAAUAAACUCAAUGUUCUGAUUAACAAUGCUGGAAUCAUGGCAUGUCCCCAGGGCAAGACUAAAGAUGGAUUCGAGUUGCAGUUUGGCACAAACCACCUUGGUCACUUCUAUCUCUUCCACCUAGUUAAGGACGCUCUCCUGGCCUCUGCAAGCCCUUCAUUCAACUCCCGCGUCAUAUCGGUAUCCUCCGCCGCCCACCGCUACGGCGAAAUCCACUUUGACGACCUGAACUUCGAAAAGAUUGAGUAUACUCCGCUUAAGGCUUACGGUCAAUCCAAGCUUGCCAAUAUCUACUUCGCGAACGAAUUAGACCGGAGGUACAAGUCCCAAAAUCUGCGAGCUUUAAGUCUACACCCGGGAGGUAUUCUCACGCCUCUUACGAGAUAUCUGUCUACCACUCAGGACAUUCUCGAUGAUCCAGACCUGUCAAAGAUGCUGAAGAAUCCUGCCCAAGGAGCGGCGACCACUGUCUGGGCUGCUAUAGCGAAGGAAUUGGAGGGUAAAGGGGGGAUUUACCUCGAUGAAGUUGCUGAAGCUGAGGAGACUCCGCCAGAAGCGCCUUACUACGCGGGUGGCUACAAUGCGCGGGCUUUCGAUCCCGCUGCCGAGGAGAAACUUUGGGCUGUCAGCUUGAAGUUAACAGGUUUAAGCGAAUAAAAUUGUACUCGGAGUAAGGGCUGCCAGGGAACUGUAUUGACAUAGGUAAUUUCGAUCAUGAAUUGUAGUGUGUUCACACCCUUGAGUGAGCCUCGUUCGUUGGUGUUUACUAGGACGAUCCCAGCUGAGACAAUAAGCUACAUAGGUACCUGAGAUUUGAUAACGGGUAUGUGCAUUAUAUAGUACCUAUAUACUAACGUGAUGGUGGCGCUCGAUCGUGCCGGG
Daldinia loculata is the source of this 1401-nucleotide messenger RNA. Its product is annotated as NAD(P)-binding protein. NCBI's taxonomy places the organism in Eukaryota, Fungi, Ascomycota, Sordariomycetes, Xylariales, Hypoxylaceae. The transcript is spliced from 3 exons. Bases 160 to 1176 code for a protein of 338 amino acids. The record is from RefSeq and is a predicted model, not a curated record.